This is a messenger RNA of Anopheles funestus (African malaria mosquito), 5198 nucleotides long. RefSeq lists its product as uncharacterized. Gene Ontology annotation, cellular component: cytoplasmic vesicle; plasma membrane; bicellular tight junction. The record is from RefSeq and is a predicted model, not a curated record. The transcript has 11 exons. Bases 592 to 4695 code for a protein of 1367 amino acids. NCBI's taxonomy places the organism in Eukaryota, Metazoa, Arthropoda, Insecta, Diptera, Culicidae. Gene Ontology annotation, biological process: regulation of cell migration; actin cytoskeleton organization.
GGUGCGAGGCACAUUCCAUUCAUAGCAGCUCUUCUUCUUACUCGCUGUGUGUCUCCAUCCGUCUCGUUCUCUCUCUCAGUGUCUAAUGUUUAAAGUUCAUUCCAACACGCACACACACACACAGCCAGACUCUGUCGUAAGAAGCUGCUGAAGUAGAGAAAACCUUCGGCGGAUAAAUCUAAUCACCUGCGCAAAACAUGAUAGAAUCAUGCCUGAAAAUUAAAACAUAAAUGAGCCAUUAUUCACGAAACAAACGCGAAUUGUUGCGAACAGAUUAAAGAAGUAAUACUUUGUUCACGAGACGAGAAACGGUGUGCGUGCAUGUGAUCAGUGAAACGAAUCUUUGAAUGCAACGAAGAUCUUUCCUACGUUCUGAUAUUAGAUGCAAAUAGUUUGAUUAAAACGAGACAACGCGAAAACGAAUCAGUCGGAUUACACGGCUUUUCCACGCAAUACACACUACCCGAAUGUGAGUGAUCAAUGUGAGUGGAGAUUGCAACCAACCAGCAAAGCAAAACAACGCAAUAAUCAAAGGACCCAACCAUCGUAUUUGUGAUCGUUUCUUGGAAUAUAAGUGUUUAGUAAAAAAAAAUGUCCCAUGGAGGAGCAACGCGGUACUCACAGUACAUAUCCGGUGCAAGUCCUCAGCAACAACAAUCGAACGGAACGGGGAAAUCUUCCAACCAAACGGCAUCUUCAAUGACGACGCAACCACAGCAACCGCAGGUACCUUCGCUUCCCUUCAUGCGACCUCCGAUGCUGGUCACCUCGUCCGGUGCAUCUAUGCUGCCACCACCACCGUGCCCUCAAACACCUCCAGCCACGGGUGGGCUUCCGAAAUAUCCCGGCUCGCCCAUCGGCAGUCUGUCCGGAUCCGAUACGGAUGUGUCCACCUCGAACGAAAACCUGUCGCGUGAGGAACGUUACGUGUUGAGUCAUGCACGGGUCGAACCGCAGGGUGAAGAAAAUCUGCAAGGAAACAUAACACCGGUGAAUGAGAUCCAAGGACGAUUCAUUGGAGAUAAGUUUUCCUCGAACACUUCGUCGGAUUCAACGCGUUACGCCACACCGACAGGUGGUAGCAGUAGUCGCAGUGUCUCGGAAACACGAGGUGGCAGCAUGUACGCCAACAUCGGUACCGGUCCGGAAGGGCCAUCGAAUCGUAGCUCCAUGACUGGCUCAAAUCGCAACUCGUUGAAGGAACCAAACUCAAAUCGCUCGUCGAUGGAUGUGUCGCAGUCGUCGUACAAUACGCUUAUCAUUCACGAUGACAUCUACAGCUCGGUUGCUUCCUCCGGUCGCGAGUAUGCCGGCAGUCCGCCGCCCUACAUGAAGAAGGAGCGACCACGAUCGUACGGUGAGGCGGCACCGAACGCCCCGAUGCAGGAUAUAUCGGAAAUCAGCGAAGAGUAUAUUAACCAAAGCCACGUGCUCAAGCAUCUGGCCAAAGAGGUAAAGUUGUCACGGGCUAAUGCUCGCAACAGUCGCCAGCAGUCGAGUGGUGGUUCUACGGCAUCCAAUGUAGAUGGAGAGAAGAAGACGGCAAACAAGGGUGGACAGGGUCGGCGGGGCAGUGAAACUAAGGCCGGCGGUGGAGGGAAAAGCAACGGGAAGUUGAAAAGCAAAAGCCAACCCGAUCUGACGCGGAUGUACGACAUUGAUCCCGAGGAGGUGGAAGCGUUGGUGAAGGAGAAUCAACUACUUAAGCAACAGUUGAACAAUUGCUAUCUGAAGGUUGCCAAAAGUCAAAAGUUGGAACAGGAAAUAGCAAAUAUCUAUCGAGUGCACGAAGAGCUAGUGCAGUCCUGCGAUCGCCGCGAGCGUUUGGAAAGGGCGGCUCGUACACGGUUGCAGCAGGAUUGCCGAAGGCUGCAGGAGCUGAACCGAGCGUUCCGGGACCAGGUCGAGGUGUACCAGAGCCAACUGCAUGCAUCAUCCGACCAUCAGCUCGGUCGAACGCAACAGGACGUACUCAUCUCACAGCUAGUAAAUCAAAACAAAUCGCUAAUCGAUGCAAAUCGACGACAAUGCAUCGAACUGCAGGCACAGAACGCGACACUAGAAGAACAGCGCAUUCACAUCAACGUACUUGACACGGCACUGAAACGUCUCGAGGAGGAGUGUCGGCAAAAGCAAGUAUACGUGGAGCGUUGUGCACAGCUGCAGCACGCGUUACAAUCACUGCAAAAUGCAAGUGAACGACGCGAGCAGGCCGAACGGAAGUUACGCAUCGACUACGAUAACGAUCUACCAAAUCGAAGCGGUAGCAGUACUAACAGCGAAACGGACAACCUCAAAUGGCAGCUGCGCGAGAAGGACGCGCAAAUAUUACGGCUGGAAUCAGAAUGUGCCCAGCUGGAGCAGCGCAAUCUGGAAGAAUCUAAUGUACGCAACGUGGCCAAACUGGCAAUGGAGCGAAACUCGCAGGAAACCGAACGUAUACUUGCGGAGGCAAAGCAGGAGAAGAUCCGAUACCUUGACGAAGCACACGCUGCCAAUCGGAAGGUAACGGAACUACAGACUCGGCUGAAGUUGGUGGAGAACCGGCUGGCCGAGAAGGACGCUAUGAUACGUGCCUAUCAAGGACAGAAAAUUUAUGGCGGCUCGACAAACUCCUACGGAUCGUACAACCUAUCGUCGGAUAGCUUCGCAUUGAAUCCACUGGGAGCGUAUAACUCGCAGGCGUCUUACGUGGACGUGUCGAGCGGCGCAUUUGAUGUAACCACCGGUACCGGUGGCUCGCUGCUCGACCCAUCGUCCGUUGUCGUGGGACCGUAUGGUCCAGCGGCUACGGCGGCGGUUGUGUCCAGCUUCGCGUCCUCUUACGGCCCGACUGCCAGCAAUCCUUCCUCCUUCGUCCAGAGCUCUCUGAAUCUAACCACCGGCGGUGGUGUUGGCGGUGGAAGCGGUACAGUUGGUGGACCCGGUACCGUCGGUGCCUACUCGUCGCCGGGCAGCAGCAGUACCACCUCGAACUACAGCAGCUCGGCCAACUUCGGUGCCGGCAGUGAGCACACGAUCUACGACAGCAAGAGCUACGACGCGCAGCGUAAAUCCAUCGACGAUCAACUGAAGCAGCUCGAUGAGCAGUUGCUCAGCAAGCGAGGACUUUGCUGCUUCCCAAGCUUGACCACGAAGAAACCGAUCCAAUCGCUAUUGGCCGACGAAGUGUCUGUCCUUUCCACGAACAAUAGUGAAACGUUUCUACAGAAUCUGGCACAUAUCGGAUCGGACCGACGUUCGGAGCAACCUCCAGAGCGGGAUCAACUAAGCAGCGGUGGUCAGAAGGCGGACGAUAUGGUAUUGCUAGAGAAACAGGGUCGAUGCUCGCAGAAGCUGCGAGGUGGCAGCAGUUCUUCCAGCGGAACCUUAGGCAACCUGGCACACGUAUCACAAGCUGUAGGACAAAACAUGACCGACAUCAGCAACAUUGGUGGAUCGGGAGGUGCGGGUGAUAUUUCCAGUGGUGGUUCGGGUGUGUCCAGUAACGGCAAUAAGAUCUCAAAGAUACUAUCCGGUGUUUCGCAACAGGUCGCCCAGCGUGGAUCUUCUCUACCCCCUAGUGCACUGCCAAGACCUCCCAGAAGCUUGAAACCUCCGCGCAAGAUAGAGUACGGUCGGCUAAGUGACGGAGGCGGAAGCGACAGUGGGAAGAAAACACGCGCGACAACGCCACCAUCGCCGGCAUCUUCGUCAGGUGCCAGUCAGAGUGGAGGGAGCCUCAAACGAUCCGGACGAGAGUUCUCGCCCGCUAAAGGAAGUUACGUGGAAAUGAAGGACACGCUACGUCUAACCAAGGACUACCAAGGCGGCACAGCGUUGAAACACAAAUCGUACGGUUCGAUGACAACGGUGGGUUCCGGUGGUGGUACACAACCGUCCGUGGCUAAAUUUGGCUUUGGAUCUUCCAAAUCUGGUACGGGCACGUCCGGACCAUCGGGUGACUAUCCAUCGACGAAAAACUACCAACGACUGGAGGACCCAUCGCCGACGGGUUCCACAGCGGCAGCGACUUCGCUGGGACAUCGGCACAACAACAGCUCCUCGCAGUCGUCUCAGUCGCGCAAAAGCUCCGGAGACUCUGGUACCCUAAAGCGAUCGCUUCUCCCGAACACGGGACGUAAGCCGAAUGUUGCUGCAGGCAUGCCCAAGGGAGGCGGAUCACGCGACUCGUUGAACUCAGCCUCCUCCGGUUCGAAUCACUCGAAUGUGGGACCAGCUCGUUCCAGUCCACAACCACAGCCGCAUCCCGCCGGUUCGGUAUAUCAUCCGCAUCAACUGGUUUCCCGCACGCCACCCCGCUUCCUUCAGCACCAUCAUCAACCUUCCACCUCUGUGGAAUCGAACAAAUCGCAUUCGAACUACCACAGCAUGCCUACGGCCCAGACUGUCCAACAGUUCCAUCACGGUUUCUUCGCCAAGUUUCCUUCCCCGCACGCAGGUUCACCGGUGAGAACGGCGCAACAGCUCCACCCGAAAACGUCCUCUUCCCUGCCGAGCUCCAGUAUUCUGCAUGCCGCUGCCAACUCAUCGGCCACGUCUGCGAUUGGCCAGGCGUCGACGGCUUCUCUGCCACCGAAACCGUCCAUGUUGGACAAGAUGGUAGGAGGAUCGUCCAGUUCGGUCGGCAGUCAGCAACAGCGUCGGGGCAAUAGUUUGGCGCGAGUCGAGAACAAGUAUCGCAUUCAAUUCUGAGAGCAUUUGCUUUAUCAUCUCUUAGGAUGUAGUAAAAGGUUCAUUUUAGUAGAAUAAAAGAUGAUCAAGCAUAUGGUAAUGGGUGUAGAUGUUUUGCUCGUAUGCAACCAAUACUACACGAUCAUCAAAUGCAUUACUUACAGCCAGAAAUUUAAAGACCCGAAUGGUCAAACGCGCGAUACAAAUUGUUGUAAGUAGUCUAACGAAUGACCUAGUGCGAAGAGUAUUGAUUGUAGAAACAGAUAAGAAUUGUUGCAACGUUUGAUGCUUGGUAUUUUCCAAUAACCCAGACAAGUAGUCUCUUGUGUACAUUAAAGUAAAAUUAAAUGUCCUUACAAAAUCGUAAGCAAUGGAAUGUAUGUAAUUUCCAUCCGCUCGAAAUUGGUACUUUUUGGUAGUGUAAAAAAAGAAGAAUGAUUUAGAAACUGAAUAAAGCUAACCCACAACUGUCACCUAGAUUGAGUGCCAUUGUUUCGCUAAACAAACUCAAUUUACGGAUUGGA